AGAUCGUACGGCGAAGAUCCCUCUCGAAUUCUCGAUUCCCGGGAAGUAGACAAACUGUAUCAUUGCGUGGUGCAUCCCGCGCAGCUAAGAGCAGAUUUACAAUUGUAAAAUUUUUAACGAUUUGUUUUUGCCCCCCUCAGUUCCUCGCUAAAUGUAGGAACCAAUCAUAUUAAGGAAUCACAGUCGCGAGGUUACUUUUUAUACUGCACGCAGUGUCAUCACACAUCAGUUCUUGAGUUCUCCCCCGCCGUACCGUUUCGUACCCACUUGUGGCACUUCAGGCAUUUGUCCUUGUUGAUUUUUCUUCGAACAGCUCGGCUUGCUUGGGCAGCAACGUGAAAUCUGAAACCGAAAGGGGGGCCUACGUGUCGACUAUCGUCAGCGGCAGGAAGACUGUCUCUUGCAGACGGACUAAUCCAGAGUAAUCGUAGAAGGACGAUCGGCGAAACAACGUGAGAAAGAAUUUUGAUUGCGUUGCUGCGACACUGGCGAGUUAAAAUUCCGUUUCGAAGAAAAAAAGAGGAGAGAAAGAAAAAGUAGAUACAGUGUAUACAUAAAGCAGUAUCUCGACGAGAUUUCUUUUAUUUUUCCUAGGUUGUGAGAAACUGGAUUCUAGAAAUGGCAGAGGCAGACCUCCUAGUUUCCUGCCCUUACAAUCCUGCGCAUCGCAUUAAGAAAUCUAAGCUUAUGAAUCACAUAGUGAAGUGCAAGAAAUACAGUAAAACUGAAAAUUUGGAGGAAUGCCCAUUGGACAGGAGCCAUGUUGUAAAUCGCGAGUGUCUCAGAGAGCACAUUGCACAUUGUACCGGUAAGGUGAAAUUGGUGGAUACGAAUACUGAAAUUUUUAAACCAAAGGCAAACGAGCCUUCUAUGAUCGUAAACUCGUACUCAACUGAAAAUUGGGACGAGGAGCCUGAAGCUACGCCUUACAAUCCAAUGGAAGUUUCGGCGAACAAGCCGGUGAUUCGAUGCGUGUCUGGAUUGUCAAAGUCGGAGAGGAAAAAGUUUAGGGAGAACGAACGAAUGCGCAUAGCGAAUCUCAAAGGAUAUCAUAGCAUCAGCGCGGCCUCGUCCUCCAUGACGAAAGACACGGCUCAGGAGGCACCGUUACGUCCUCCUCGUGACGCUACCUUGUCCGGAAGAUUCUGCCAAGGCGGUUUUGUUGAGAAUACGCAAACACAUGAUCGUGAUAACGGUCAUGAUGAUGAUGAUUGUUAUGAUGAAGCAACUGCGCGAGCUAAAUAUGCUAAACUUCGUAACGAUGUGUUCCACAGACUGUUGUACAAUGAAUUGGCUCCUGAAGAUGACAAUAUUAAGCAAGUGGAACCUCUACAUGAACACGAGACGGCAUCACUCUUCGACGAUUGUUUCCAACAUAACGGAGGGAAUGCGAGUUCCUCGACGGCUGAUCUGAUUGAUUUUCAAGAGGCAAACGUUAAGAAGACUGAGAUGGGUGCGAUUCCGAAGCCGUUCAAUGUCGAUAAUACAAAAGAGGAAAAAGACGAAUGUGUCGCGAACACUUCGAGCGUGUUUGGCGAACGACAUACCGAUAGACUUCUGGAAAUAUUGAAGAAUAAAUCGGGUGUCAAGAAAGUGCAGGAUAUGGAGAACACUAUAAAGAUUCAGCAAAACUAUAAAAAUUCUGGUGAGAAGGAAUCGGAUGACAUCUUUGACCAAAUCGAUGAACGAUUAGUUCAUUUGAAAAACGUCGCCAAGGAGAGCGCGCGACUAGUUGAACAAUUGGAAGAGCUAAAACUUCAAGGACAGAUGGGUUUGAUGAAGGCACGUAGAUAUGAUACGCGUACCACAAUCUUCUCGCCGGAGGGGAGGCUCUACCAGGUCGAGUACGCCAUGGAGGCUAUAAGCCACGCCGGCACUUGCCUGGGUAUACUAGCGAACAACGGUAUUCUGUUGGCGGCGGAGAAGCGUAACACCAACAAGCUGCUGGACGAGGUGUUCUUCUCCGAGAAGAUCUACAAGCUGAACGACGACAUAGUCUGCUCGGUGGCCGGCAUAACCUCGGACGCGAAUGUCCUGACGAACGAGCUGCGCCUCAUCGCGCAGAGAUACUACCUGCAGUACGGCGAGGCCAUACCCUGCGAGCAGCUCGUCUCGUGGCUGUGCGACGUCAAGCAGGCGUACACUCAAUACGGCGGCAAGAGACCCUUCGGCGUGUCCAUCCUGUACAUGGGAUGGGACAAGUACUACGGCUAUCAGUUGUAUCAGUCGGAUCCCAGCGGCAACUACGGCGGCUGGAAGGCGACGUGUAUCGGGAACAAUUCCGCGGCGGCGGUGUCGUCCUUGAAGCAGGAGUAUAAAGAGGGCGAGACCACCCUGAAGGACGCAAUGGCACUCGCUAUCAAAGUGCUCUCUAAAACGCUAGACAUGAACAAACUCUCGGCUGAGAAAGUGGAAAUGGCGAUACUGACGCGCGAAAACGGCAAGACGAAAACGAAAAUACUGCCGGCGAAAGAAGUGGAUGCCUUGAUCGCGGAACACGACCGAUUGGAAGCACUGGCGGAGCAAGCGAAGAAAGAAAAGCAGAAGUCGUAGAGAUUUAUAUUAGAUAAUAAGAAUAUAAUUGUGGCCGUGGUGGCGAAGUUUACUGUAUCAGGAAGAAAUUGAUUUACACGCAACUCUCUCAAGUGUUUAUAAUUAUAUACUAUAAAUUAUUUCCUUGCCGCGGGAGUGAAUCCUUACAAUGGUAGCAUUAUCAUCUUCACUACAAGACAAUGAUUAUAACAGAAUUAAAAGUUUUUCCAUAAACA
This is a messenger RNA of Wasmannia auropunctata (little fire ant), 2768 nucleotides long. RefSeq lists its product as uncharacterized. Gene Ontology annotation, biological process: ubiquitin-dependent protein catabolic process. Bases 619 to 2553 code for a protein of 644 amino acids. The transcript has 8 exons. The record is from RefSeq and is a predicted model, not a curated record. Gene Ontology annotation, cellular component: proteasome core complex, alpha-subunit complex; proteasome core complex; nucleus. NCBI's taxonomy places the organism in Eukaryota, Metazoa, Arthropoda, Insecta, Hymenoptera, Formicidae.